This is a messenger RNA of Bathycoccus prasinos, 3123 nucleotides long. Its product is annotated as glycine dehydrogenase. Gene Ontology annotation, biological process: glycine decarboxylation via glycine cleavage system. NCBI's taxonomy places the organism in Eukaryota, Viridiplantae, Chlorophyta, Mamiellophyceae, Mamiellales, Bathycoccaceae. Gene Ontology annotation, cellular component: glycine cleavage complex; apoplast; chloroplast envelope. The transcript has a single exon. Gene Ontology annotation, molecular function: glycine dehydrogenase (decarboxylating) activity; glycine binding; pyridoxal phosphate binding. The coding region runs from base 1 to 3123 and encodes 1040 amino acids. The record is from RefSeq and is a predicted model, not a curated record.
AUGUCACGCCGUGGUGUUUCUCAACUCCUCCGCCGCGCGUUGGCGCAACCAGCUUCGGCUUCAUCUUCUUUCGGAGGAGCCGCAUCGUCGACGUCGUUGUUCUCGACGAAAACCAUCGGAUCCACUUCUUCUUUAACGAGCGGUAAGGUGAAAGUCGUCUCCGCGGCGUUGAAGAACAACAACACCUCCCAAUCCUUCAACAAGAUUUUCUCGAGACAAAUCUCGGUGGAAUCUUUAGGUCCGUUGGAUACGUUCGAACGCAGACACAACUCGGCGUCCAAGGAAGAAGCCGAAGAGAUGGCUCGCUUCGUUGGGUUCAAGUCUGUGCGAGAACUCAUCGACGCGACGGUGCCAGAUAACAUCAAAGCGCCGCAAGCGUUGAACUUAGGUUCCGAGGAAUACAACAGAGGCUAUUCCGAGACUGAGUUUUUGGACAUGUUCAAGAAGAUGGCGGGUAAGAACAAAGUCUUCAAGAACUAUUUGGGUACCGGCUACCACGGAACGCACGUGCCGCAAGUGAUUUUGAGAAACAUCUUGGAGAAUCCGGGUUGGUACACGCAAUACACGCCGUACCAAGCGGAAAUCUCCCAAGGUCGUUUGGAAUCGUUGUUGAACUUUCAAACCAUGAUUUCUGAUUUGACGAAGAUGCCGUUGUCCAACUCUUCUUUGUUGGACGAAGGGACCGCGGCGGCGGAGGCGAUGACGAUGUGCUCCGCCAUCGCGAGAGGUAAGAAGCCGAAGUUUUACGUUUCGAACAAGUGCCACCCGCAAACGAUCGAAAUUUGCCGAACGAGAGCGGACGGUUUGGGUUUGGAAAUUGUCGUCGGCGAUGAAGCGACUUUUGAUUACAACGACAAGCAAGUGUGCGGCGUUAUGGUGCAGUACCCGGCGACGGACGGCUCCGUCUUGGAUUACUCCGACGUUGUCGAAAAAGCGCACAAAGGGGGCAUGAAGGUUGUCGCUGCGUGCGAUAUCUUGGCUUUGACGCAAUUGAAGCCUCCGGGAGAGUGGGGCGCGGACAUGGUUGUCGGCUCUGCGCAAAGAUUUGGCGUGCCGUUGGGCUACGGCGGUCCGCACGCGGGCUUCUUGGCGACCACGGAAGAGUACAAGCGUUUGAUGCCAGGGAGAAUUAUCGGUAUUUCCGUCGAUGCGGAUGGGAACCCGUGCUUGAGAAUGGCGAUGCAAACGAGAGAACAGCACAUUCGCAGAGACAAAGCGACGUCGAACAUUUGCACGGCGCAAGCGUUGUUGGCGAACAUGGCGGCGAUGUACGCCAUCUACCACGGCCCGAAAGGCUUGGACGACAUCGCCAAGAAGGCGCACGGCUUGGCCAAGAUCUUCGAAGCAGGCGCCACGAAGAUGGGCUUCCAAGGGCCGGCGAACCCGUACUUUGACACGGUGACUUUGAAAUGCCCGAGCGGCGCGGAUGCCGUCGUCGCCUCGUGCGCCAAGGCGGAAAUCAACAUCCGUAAGUUAGAUAACGACCACGUCGCCGUCGCGUUUGACGAAACGACCACGUUGGAAGAUGUCGACGAUUUGUUCAAGGCGUUUAACGGCGGCAAGUCGACGGAUUUCUCCGCGUCGUCCUUGGCACCGUCCGUGAACGUUGAAGAAACGAAGUUUACCAGAAAGUCCAAGUACUUGACGCACCCGGUGUUCAACGUCUAUCACUCCGAGCACGAAAUGGUGAGAUAUAUCGCGAGAUUGGAACAGAAAGAUUUGUCCUUGGUUCACUCCAUGAUUGCGUUGGGUUCGUGCACCAUGAAGUUGAACGCGACGACCGAAAUGGCUCCGAUCACGUGGCCGGAACUCGCCAACAUUCACCCGUUUGCGCCGAAAGAACAAGCUGAAGGUUACGCCGAGAUGUUUAGAGAUUUGACCAAGCAAUUGGCCAACAUCACCGGCUUCGACGACGUUUCAUUGCAACCAAACUCUGGUGCUUCCGGUGAAUACGCCGGUUUGAUGGCCAUCAGAGCGUACCACCAAUCUCGCGGUGAUCACCACAGAGACGUGUGCAUCAUCCCGGUUUCUGCGCACGGCACUAACCCGGCGUCGGCGGCCAUGUGCGGCAUGAAAAUUGUUGUUAUCGGUACCGAUGAAGCCGGUAACGUCAACAUGGACGAAUUGAAGGCGGCUGCGGAGAAGCACUCUGCGAACCUCGCGGCGUUGAUGAUCACGUAUCCGUCCACGCACGGUGUCUACGAAGACGGUAUUCGUGAGAUUUGCGAUACGAUCCACGCGCACGGCGGUCAAGUGUACAUGGAUGGUGCGAACAUGAACGCUCAAGUUGGCUUGACGUCCCCGGGCUUCAUUGGCGCGGAUGUUUGCCACUUGAACUUGCACAAAACGUUUUGCAUCCCGCACGGUGGCGGUGGCCCGGGUAUGGGACCGAUUGGUAUCAAGGCGCACUUGAUGCCGUUCAUGCCAAACCACCCGUCCGAGAAGGACUUCGGUGCCUUGCCAGUUGGUGGGGACAAGCCGUUCGGCACCGUCUCCGCGGCUCCGUACGGUUCUGCGUUGAUCUUGCCGAUUUCUUACGCGUACAUCAGCAUGAUGGGCGCCGAAGGCUUAAAGGUUGCCUCUGAAAGAGCCAUCUUGAAUGCCAACUACAUGGCGAAGCGCUUGGAGAACCACUACCCGGUUUUGUUCAAGGGUAAGAACGGCACGUGUGCACACGAGUUCAUCUUGGACAUGCGUCCGUUGAAGGACACCGCUGGCGUUGAAGUCGAAGACAUCGCGAAGAGAUUGAUGGAUUACGGCUACCACUCGCCGACCAUGUCGUGGCCGGUCUCCGGUACGCUCAUGAUUGAGCCGACUGAAUCCGAGUCUAAGCAAGAAUUGGACAGAUUUUGCAACGCGAUGAUUGCUAUCCGUAAGGAAAUCGCGGACAUCGAAUCCGGUGCCGCUGACAAGGAGAACAACCUCUUGACGAGAGCGCCGCACACGGCCGCGUCCAUCGCCGGCGAGUGGGACAGACCGUACUCCAAGCAAGAUGCCGUCUUCCCGGCGGACUGGGUCAGUCAGUCCAAAUUCUGGCCGACGAAUGCUAGAGUCGACAACGUGUACGGCGAUCGUAACUUGGUCACGACGCACGCUGCCAUCGAAGAAGUUGAAUCUGCGUAA